Messenger RNA from Osmerus eperlanus (European smelt), 3030 nucleotides. It is a transcript of the gene ckap2l, whose product is annotated as cytoskeleton associated protein 2-like. The record is from RefSeq and is a predicted model, not a curated record. Gene Ontology annotation, cellular component: centrosome; mitotic spindle; cytosol. The transcript is spliced from 9 exons. NCBI's taxonomy places the organism in Eukaryota, Metazoa, Chordata, Actinopteri, Osmeriformes, Osmeridae. Bases 155 to 2803 code for a protein of 882 amino acids.
UACGAAGGUCUGCCUUGUCCAAAAGAAGCCAAUCAAACCCGGGUGUUUUGAAAAUACCACUGCGGAUGAUAAGUUGUAACUGGACCGAACUUAUCUAAACGCACUAAAAGAACAUUUGAAUAAUAAUAAUAAGGGGGUUUUAUAGUAAUCAGUCAUGGACGAAGGGGAAACCGUUUCCAAACCCGAUAGAAAAGAGUUACGCAAGCAGAAGUUGAUGGAAUAUUUGGCUGCAAAGGGAAAACUUAAACCCAUCAAUCCAAAACCCUAUCUACGCGAUGUUGCUCAUGUGAAAAAAUCGUCCACGUCUGUUGUGACGGUAUAUACGUACACAGGGAAAGAGAACCAGGGUCCAAAUGCUCUGAAAGUGAAGAAGGAAGGAGGGAAGGUUCCGCCUUUAAGUGGCAAGGCUGGUUCUCAAGCCACCGGCGUGCCACGUCGCAGCACCACACAGAAAGCCACAAUAACAAACAACAACAAUAAACAAGAGGCCAAUAAAGCCACUCGCACACAGACAUUCACCACAGCCUCCUUAACUGCACGAAUCAAUGCCCUCAAAUCCAUCACACAGUCAGUUGGCCCAAGGCGACCUGCAGACCAAAAGCAGGCCCCAAAUGGAAAGAAAACCACUGCUGUGAUCAGGCCACACACACAAGCAGCCAGCCAGCCCAGAGCGCAGUUAAAUCAAUCUGUAGCAGUCUUGGCUCACCCCAGCCAAGAACAACCCCUAGCAAAAGUAAAAUCAAAAAAAUCUCAUCUAACUAGUGGAAUGCAACCUAGCACUCUCCUCAGUGCAUGCACACGGCCAAGCACUGCUAACAGUACGAGAAUGAGCAUUGGUACGGUGGUAAAGACCAAAACAGGUCUCAAUCCCACAGUUAUUCAGCCCAGGAACACUAAUCCACAAGCUUCUGGCUCUGUUCCAAAUGCAUCCACCAGUACCAGGGUCCCCAGUAGAGCCCACUCAGACAGUUCCUCAUCUGCCGCCAUCUCCCAGGAGGCAUCUGUGAUGCAGAGGAAAGCACUUCCUGUCAGGGCUGUAGACCAGAGUGUUGAUGGGAAGGAACAUCCGAGUCACGUUUUUCGCAGGGCGGAGUCCAGAUCCGUCACAGCUAGACCUCCUCAACUAGGGUGGCAGAGACCCCCAGUUACUGCUUCUAGGACCACUCAGCGGACCACUGUGCGGCCCAACACAGCUCCAGGGAAACCUGGAGGGAGGGUGCACCCCAACACAGCUCCAGUGAAACCUGGAGGGAGGGUGCGGUCCAACACAGCUCCAGAGAAACCUGGAGGGAGGGUGCACCCCAACACAGCUCCAGAGAAACCUGGAUGGAGGGUGCGGCCCAACACAGCUCCAGAGAAACCUGGAGGGAGGGUGCACCCCAACACAGCUCCAGAGAAACCUGGAGGGAGGUUGCAGCCCAACACAGCUCCAGGGAGGCCUGGAGGGAGGGUGCUGGAGACUCGCUCCACCAGACCACCAAUACUUCCUGUUCAGAAGACGAAAAGGGUUCUACAUCUGGGAGCGAGGGUUCCAGCUGAGGCAGGAAGCACUGCCUCCAAGAAGCCUGCCCGUCCAGUGUCAACCGGGAGUAACCAAUGGCAGGCGACGGCAUUGAGCCGGGCGAUGCAGGCGGCUGUGGCCGAGCGCGUCCAGAAAGACAGCGUCCCGUCGGCUGACAGGCAGAACGCGGGUUCUGAAACGGCCCGCUCCAAGGCCAUUCCGUGCAAGAGAGACACAGCGGCUGGUGCCAGGGUGCCGGUGAUGCCGCAGACCGUGCCGCGAGCUGCCAGGCCCGCCAGCCAGGGGUGGUGGCCGGGGGGCGUGAAGACGCCGGUCGGGCAGGGUAGAGCCGCGCCCCAGACGGAGGGCAAGAAGAACGUGACAGCGGCUCAGGAGGACAGAAUGAGGAGGCUCCAGGAGUGGCGAGAGGCCCGGGGCAUCUCCUACAAGCGCCCCCCCAUGCCUGUGAAGCCCCGCCCCAGACGCACUACGGGCCCACCCCAGCCCUACUGGGCCUGCAUGGAGCAGGAGGAGGAGACCCAGGCCCUGGUCCACGCUGUGGACCGCUCCCUGGACGACUGCAUCACACUCCUGCUGGAGGGUUGCCCUGUCUCCCAGGUCCAGGGUGUCUUAUCCCGGCUGCCAGCAGUGGCCCAGAAGUUUGCCAAGUUCUGGAUCUGUCAGGCUCGCCUGAUGGAGCGCGAGGGGCGCCUGGACGUCCUGCCCAUGUUUGAGGAGGCCGUGAGAGUGGUGCUCGAGCCCGUGGACGAGCUGCGCGCUGUGGUGUUCGACAUCCUGAGGAAGAAGGACAACGUCCAAGCUCCCCCCCCUGAGAGGGGUGUGGAGGACGCCGGGACCCCGGGGCAGGAACUCAGCCCCUCCAAGAGCCCUGUGGACCCCAUCAGCACCCCCAAACCAGUCAAAGCCCUGAUCCACGGAGACCAGGGAAGCUCCUCAGUGGUCAAGUACAAGAUUACUGCCACUCCAGGUGGCUUCCGCAGCCAACAGAGGGAGCCGGCGCGCGUCAACGGCCAUGAGCUCCGCUUCUUCACGCCCGUGCGGCGCUCAGUGAGGAUCGAGAGGUCUUCACUACGCUACCCAGCAGCCCUUCAGGACCACGACCUCUGUGUGACCUCCUACCAAGACUUGGUGGUCAAGGAGGAGAAGGAAAGAAUGGGGGAGGGGGAGGAGGGUGAAGGUGAUGGCAGCUCCCCUCAGAUGACCCCCACCGUGUAUGUCUACAGGGAGAACGACGCCCUGCGAGAUCAGGUUCACAUGCAGCUCGUCUAUGAAGAAGACUGAUAGGGGGUGGGGAGGGUUCCUCUUCUCUGUGUGAGGAUUUGUGAUUUGAAAACUGUAUAUCCGACCAUCUGACCAUAAUCUGUCUUUGUGGCAAAAUAUGAAUUUGUACGAUUAUUUUCUUCUUCGUAAGAACAUGUCAUUGCAAACACCGUUUAUCAACUGGAUAAGGCCUGUUAAAAGAAAAGAAAAAUGGUGUUAUGUACAUUAAAUGUUGUUUUGAUGUGUAA